CACGGUGGGAUGGACAUUAGAGCGACCUACGUAAUUUGUAUACCUUAACCUUAAGGUAGACAGGUAAGGUAAGGCAGGCUCGACUUCCUGUAUACUUAAGGAAGGGCCAAUAUCACGAGCCCAUUGCUGCGGAGGCCUUUGCCUUGCCUUCCCGUUUUACGGGUUACCCCCCGCCUCUACAAAACCCGGCAACUCCUCCCUCCAAAAUUUCCCUUUCGACAUCACCAUAGAACAACCUGAAAAACUUGAGGCUUUUGAAACCUUUUCAUCACUUUCCUUCUUACAACCAGUCUACCUAGGUAGUGUUGACUCAAACCGAACCCCCCAACCACUUCUCUGACGACCUUCUUCAACGACACUCAACAUGCCCUUCCACGAGAGCGCUGAGGAUAUUCGCGUCGAGGAUGGCCAUAUGCUCCACGCCCUUCUCACCAACGUUGACGGGGAGCAAGUCGAGGCCGAGUUGGACCUGAACGACAUCAUCGGUAAUAACAACGGUUCCUUCGAGUGGGGUGGCAGCGGCUUCGCCGACUCGGCCGAGGACAUCUCUUUCGAGAUUGAAGGCGAUGCUUCAGUUCCCGUUCUCCGCGCCUCCCUGUUCAACGUGGAUGGCGAACCCAUUCCCGCUGAUAUCAACCUUGCCGAGCGAAUUCACAACAAUGACGGCUCUUUCUCUUUUGACUCUCACGAUGCCGAGGAGGAACAGGAGGAGGAACAGGAGGAGGAACAGGAGAAGGAACAGGAUGAGGAAGAAGAGUAAGGGGCCAUCGAAUGACGGAGACCCUCGAGUCCUGGCAUGAAUGGCUCGACUCAUGGGUGAUGCGGCGACGCGGAAUAUUAUCCAUUGUUUCUGUGGACGCACAGGAACGCCAUACCGUAUGGCUCAACGAUAGGUGAGGGGAGGAGGGCAAUCACGGAGCGGCAUAUCAUCGAGAAUCCAGGCAAUACACAUAAACUUUCCCACACACCGCGUCCUUUUGCACAGAUGUGACGGAAAACGAUGAAAUUGCAGUAUAAUACAAAGUGUACACGGACGUAUGCCUACACGAGCCAAUCGACUCUAAUCGACCUCUUCACCCCCCCGAUUUCUGUAAGCGGGGCGCACCCUCCAAAGC
Sodiomyces alkalinus F11 is the source of this 1115-nucleotide messenger RNA. RefSeq names its product CNVH-domain-containing protein. The record is from RefSeq and is a predicted model, not a curated record. NCBI's taxonomy places the organism in Eukaryota, Fungi, Ascomycota, Sordariomycetes, Glomerellales, Plectosphaerellaceae. Bases 365 to 760 code for a protein of 131 amino acids. The transcript is spliced from 3 exons.